Molecule: messenger RNA, 852 nt
Organism: Lactuca saligna
Lineage: Eukaryota; Viridiplantae; Streptophyta; Magnoliopsida; Asterales; Asteraceae
Source: the annotation of a GenBank genome assembly
AUGCAUGCGAGAGUUUGUUGGGUUGCUCUAGGUGGAAGAGGGAAUGUUGGUUUUAGUGGACCUACUUCUCCUUCCCAGCCAACCGUUGGGGUAGUUUCCCCAGUUCGUUUGCCGAUUCCUGCUCCUUCUGACGAGGAGACUGAAUCCGAUGAUGCAGGUCUCCGUCCUCGUAAGGUGCGUAUGAUUGUGUUCGUGGCCAGGCUUCUUGGUGGUAUCGGGGUAUUCUUGGUAUGGGCUCACUUGAAGGUCCUUUUCAGCCGGGCAAGCCUUCCCGGUUGGCGAAACAGGAACCUCAUCUCACCCCUUGCCUUCCAAGUCUAUGCCCCAAACUGGGCGAUUGGUAUGGAUUCCAUUUUAUCGGAAGAGACUGCCACCCAGGAGUGGAGUUAUGCUCACCCCGACCAUAAUGAAUUUGCUUGUGAGCCAGUCAAGCUCUCAAUUCUAUUGUGGCCUGCGAGAAGGUCACUUUGGAAGAUAAUGUGGCCACUUUGGAGGACUGAUCAGAGCGACUUGAAAAUCCAUGUGAGUUCUCUUACUCUUGAGAAAGGUGUGCUAGCGAGUGAGUUGGCCAGAAUUUGCCAGCGGGAUCUAAGGUUUCGCAAGACAUGUGGGGCCCUUGGGUUUGAGAAGGGGAUACAACUAGGCGGUUGUUCCACAAUUGCCAGUGAGUCUGGAGUCUCGGAUCAUGGAUAUAUUGCGAGAAGUGCUAAAGAGGUGGUUGCUGCUCUAUCGUCCCUUGUUGAGACGGAUUUCGAGGGGCUCUUUCUCUUGGGGAAGCUAGAUUAUGAUAGUUUACGCCAGUUUUGUUGUGGGCUGAGUCCGGGAGGUUCUUCCUCAGACUCUGAGGGUUGA